UACAAGAUGGCGGAGAGUGCGGAACUGAAGCAAAUGGUAAUGAGCCUGCGAGUGUCUGAACUGCAGGUUCUCUUGAAUUACGCCGGACGCAACAAACACGGCCGGAAGCAUGAGCUGCUGACUAAAGCGCUGCACCUGCUGAAGGCCGGCUGCAGUCCUGCCGUACAUAUGAAGAUCAAGGAGCUGUACAGGCGCCGUUUCCCUACCAAACUGCUCUCGCCGGCCGAGCUGGCCCUACAGGGGGUACACGCGCCCGCCGUAUCGCUGCCCACCGGCCUCACCCAGCUGCCGUUUGACGGACACGCGUCACCCACGUCCCCUCUGCUGCCCAUAUCGCUCCUGGGGCCCAAGCAUGAGCUGGCGCUACCCCACCUGCCCUCUACGCUCCACCCUGUCCACCCCGACGUCAAACUGCAGAGGCUGCCCUUCUACGAUGUCCUUGAUGAGCUCAUCAAGCCCACCAGCCUCGCUUCAGACAGCAGUCAGCGCUUUCAGGAAACGUGUUUUGCGUUUGCGUUAACACCACAGCAAGUCCAACAGAUCAGCAGCUCAAUGGACAUUUCGGGGACCAAAUGCGACUUCAUAGUACAAGUACAGUUAAGGUUUUGCUUAUCAGAAACCAGCUGUCCACAAGAAGACCACUUCCCUCCUAACCUCUGUGUAAAAGUCAACGGGAAACCGUGCAACCUUCCGGGCUACCUUCCUCCUACCAAAAAUGGAGUUGAACCAAAGCGUCCCAGCAGACCCAUCAACAUUACCUCACUCGUCAGACUGUCCACCACUGUCCCCAACACCAUUGUGGUGUCCUGGACUGCAGAGAUUGGGAGGAGUUACUCCAUGGCUGUGUAUCUGGUGAAGCAGCAGUCAUCUACAGCGCUCUUACAGAGACUUCGUGCCAAGGGCAUCAGAAACCCAGACCACUCCAGAGCACUCAUCAAAGAAAAGCUAACAGCAGAUCCUGACAGUGAAAUUGCCACCACCAGUUUGCGAGUGUCUUUGCUCUGCCCGCUGGGAAAGAUGCGGCUAAUGAUCCCGUGCAGAUCGUUGACGUGUACCCACCUGCAGUGUUUCGAUGCCACACUCUACAUCCAAAUGAACGAAAAGAAGCCCACCUGGGUGUGUCCUGUCUGUGACAAGAAGGCACCGUACGAGCACCUGAUCAUCGACGGUUUGUUUAUGGAGAUCCUGAACAGCUGUGUAGAUUGUGAUGAGAUUCAGUUCAAGGAAGAUGGCACUUGGGCCCCCAUGAGGUCAAAAAAGGAUGUGCAGGAGGUGUCUGCUUCAUACAACGGUGUAGAUGCAGGCGGGUGUCGGCCGUCAGCGCCCGAGCAGAAAUCCAGCUCUCACACAAACGGCAGCAGCAGUAAGAAAGUGGAGGUGAUCGAUCUGACUCUGGACAGCUCAUCUGAGGAUGAAGAGGAGGAAGAGCCACCUAUAAAGAGACACUGCCCCUCCCUCUCACCAGCAUCACCACAGAUGAACAAGGGAGUGCUGAAUUUGUGUACACAAGCAUCUCCUGCAAGUCGAACUCCUAGCAUGCCACAAGUGGAGACCAACUACAUCCCUCCUCCUCCGCCGCUCAUACAGGACUACCGCCACUACUAUCCUACACCCAGUGAUCUGUCAGAUCUGAACUUUUUCUCGUUUUUGCAAGGAGAUAAUCAUCAGUGUGCCUCUCAGCACUACAACAUGGUGAUGGCCGCAGCAGCAGCCACGGCGUCUGAGGAUCACGACCUCCUGCUGAACCGUUUCCUGCCGUACAGCUCGUCUCAGCUUUUCCUGGACGCUCCUGGCACACCGGUGAGUAGCAACAGCAGCGCAGUUCACGCUGCUCUGAACGUCAACCGCAGCAACAGCAACAGCUCCAGCAGCAGCAGCCUCCCCACAAUCCCUCGCUCCAGCUCGGACAUCUACAGCUCUAUCCCCGAUAUCAUCUCGCUAGACUGAUUCACGCCUCAAACAGACUCCAUACAUUUGGAAUUGGGAGAAAAGAAAAACACGGAAGAAGGCAGAAAGAGCUGUGUUUGUUUGUUUGUUUGUUUUUUUCCCCUGAACGACAAACGUUUGCUAUGUACAGAGAACAAAUAUAUUUUCAGUUUUACUUUUUGUAUAUAUAUAUAAACUCGAAAGACUUUUUUUCCUAUUAUGCGAAUAACUAAGGUUUGUUUUUCUUCCAUGGAAAAAAAAAGAAAAAAAAAAGACAAGACGUUUUUUAUUUCAUCACAGGUUGUUGUGUUGUCGUCCCCUUGACUAUACUGUUAUAAUAUUUUAUAUCUUUAUGGUCUUUUGCUACGUUAUAUUUAGUGUCAUUUCUGAUUCCACAUCGAAGGCGUUACUCUCCCACACAGGGACACGGCAGUGCGUUUGCCCGUCCCUCGUCCACAUGGACGUUCCAGAUGGACAGAGACAUGCUUCUGUAGUGCUGGCAGUGUUUUUCAGCUCGCAGAUGGUUUUAUAAUACUUUUAAAUUAUGUGAAGUAUGUGAACUGUUAAGCAUUUCUUUAUCUUCAGGAAUCCGCUGUCUCCUGCUGUGGCUUUUUUUUUCUUCUCUCUUCCUCAUUAUUAUAUUACACUUAUUUAUAAUUAAGAGCAGACACACUUUGCUCCGAUUGUACUGUCAUCUUUGUAGAAUUUGUGCUGAAUCACUUUUUAUAUUUCAGACCACUUUUUUUUUUUUGCACGAUGCCAAAAGUGAUGCCACAGAAAAUCUUUCUUCCUUCCUUCUGUCUCUCCUUGCUUUUUUCUGACUCGAACAUUAUUUCACUCUUUUAAUUUUUUUUUAUUUGUAUGUUUGUUUGUGUGGUUGUGUAUCUUUUUAAGAUGAUCAAAAACGUGUGGGUCAUUCCCAAAAGGUUUCUAGUGGUUGCAAAUUUUGUUGAUUUCUCUGUAAUGCGGUGCAGCAUUUCUCUAUCUCUCUCUCUCUCACACACACACACACACACACACACUAUCAUUAUAUUCUGCUGUUCUUUUAGUAGGUGUGUGUGAAGUGAGAUUUUCACUCUGCUCCUUUCAAGAAGGCUUACAUACAGCUUUACAAUAAACUUUAGUACUUAGAGUUCUGCUUGGUACUCUAAUUAAAGCCUCCACAUCUCUCCAGUUCAGUCCUGUUCCUUCAGCUCAUGAUUCAGAGAAUGAUCAAAAAUUUAUAGAAAUACGAAGAUUUUCCACAGACCACAGAAGCCUCCCCCUCAUCAUACAUAGUUUAAGGAAAAUUGGCAUCUUUGUCGUUCAUAAAUAUAGCUAAAUAACCCGAAGAUAGAAACAGUACUGGUAUAACAAGCCUAUGAUAAUUAUUUCGCUGGGAUUUACACAAACCGUACAGAUGAUGCGAGUCGGGUGAUUGUGAUUGUGUAAGCAUUAUGAUUAACACCUACUGUGUUUUAUUUCAUGUUAAAUUGGUGUGCAAUGAUUUUAUACAGUAUAUGAUGGAUCGAAUGUACUCCCAUUAAACUCUGCGCCAGGUGGUACAGUAGCUGUGCAACUUUAAAAUAUAAUGCAUUACUGAGCAAAGGCCUGAAAUUUUUCAAACAAAUGAACCUCUUCCUCUUCCCCUUUUCUGUCAUUAGACAGAAAAUAAAAGGAAAGGAAGAUCGUGAAUAAUAACCUACACAGAUAGGCUUUUUAAUCACAAUGAAAAUAGCUCGAUCUUAGCAGGUAAGAGAGAAAAGGUCUACUCCAGAGACUCCAGAGGUGUGUGACCUUUUACUUUAUGACUCAAUGCAUCCUGUAUGAGUAAAAAGCAGUGUAUUUAUUCAAGGAGUUGUUUCAAUUAAGUAAUGCUUUUUGAAAUGUAAGGGUUAAAAGUACCUCAUUUUUACUUGAGAUUGUUCAGAAUAACUGAAGCUUGUGUGUGUGCAUAUUGCGUAUGCAUCGUCCUGGCCACUGAUUCUAGUCGAAAUAAUUAUCAUAGGCUUGUUUUUUUAUUCUAUAAAUCAGCCUUCAUGAUGUGACUGAUGGUUUUCCUAAUUGUCCAUAUUUCACCUCUUCUUUUUCUAGCAUAAAAUAUUUUAGGUAUUUUUAAUUUUAUUUUAUAUAUAUAUUUUUUUUCUUUUUUUUUUCAUCAUGCCAUGACCUCAUAGAAAAGUGUUUUGUUCACUUUCUCUGUCACUUAAACGAAUAUACCUUUGUGAAGGAGAAAAGGUGAUUACUGUGGAAUUUCAUGACUGACCUAUCGGCAUUUUAGCUAUAUGGAAGAUUUUAGUCUCUUGUGUAAAACACUGCAUUCAUUAUACUUACAAACAAAAGCUUUAUCGUAUUACAGACAAACUGAUGAUCACAAGCUCUCGUGCGUUUAACUACUACAGUAAUGUUCUAGUUUUCUAGCUCUUUGACAGUGUUAAGUAUUAAAGGUCUCUGUUUGCUCCGUAACUGAUGGUGUGGAUCUUCACCAAGUCAAAAAACUGUCAUUUUUGUCCCUUUCAUGUUUGAUCGAUUUAAAUUUGCCUUUUUGAUUUCUCUGCUUCCUUUCUUUUAUCUUAAUAUUAGUGUUUUUUUAACGAUUGAAAAAGGGAAGUAUUUUAUGUGUGUUUGUGUGUUUAAGAGAGAUUUGAUAUGAUUUGAUUUGAUCUAAGGUAAUCUAUACUGUAUGAACAUGACUGAUUUCUCUGAUAUGUUUUUGUAUUUCUGCCCCUGAAACAAUACAUCUCAUUGGAAUUUUUUUUUAAUGCAAAAAAACUGUGCUAGAAAGUAGAUGCUGUGUCUGAGUCAGAUAUUAUUUGAGGUUUUUUUUCCAUAUAAGCUGACAUCUGCGCUCACUGCCUUAAUCUUUACUUCCUCUGUCUGUGGCAUGUCCGGUAAGAGAAACUGCUUUUUAAAAGAAGAUGUGGAAGAAAUAUUGUAUAGUAGAACAAUGUCAGUUUGUACAAAGUACUAAGGGAAAAAAAAUAUUUAUUACAUGCAUUGGAAGAAAUUGUUUACUUAUUAAAUGUUACCUGUUUAUUUAGGGACGUUUAGAUGUAAUAAAUACAUUGAGUUAAACUUU
Clarias gariepinus (North African catfish) is the source of this 4984-nucleotide messenger RNA. RefSeq names its product protein inhibitor of activated STAT, 1a (gene pias1a). The record is from RefSeq and is a predicted model, not a curated record. Gene Ontology annotation, biological process: protein sumoylation; regulation of transcription by RNA polymerase II. NCBI's taxonomy places the organism in Eukaryota, Metazoa, Chordata, Actinopteri, Siluriformes, Clariidae. Gene Ontology annotation, molecular function: zinc ion binding; transcription coregulator activity; SUMO ligase activity. The transcript has 14 exons. Bases 7 to 1947 code for a protein of 646 amino acids.